This is a messenger RNA of Colias croceus (clouded yellow), 611 nucleotides long. RefSeq lists its product as uncharacterized. Bases 1 to 594 code for a protein of 197 amino acids. NCBI's taxonomy places the organism in Eukaryota, Metazoa, Arthropoda, Insecta, Lepidoptera, Pieridae. The record is from RefSeq and is a predicted model, not a curated record. The transcript is spliced from 2 exons.
AUGGGUUUUGUAUUGACAUUGGUAGUACUGUCACUUUAUCCUUUUCUUUUUAUGGCUGCUCCACAACAACCAGAAAUAAACGAUCAAUAUGAAGUAUCGCAAAAAUCAGACACAAUAAACCUACCAAAAUUCUCUUACCUCUCUGAGGAAAUAGAGAUUUCCAAAGAUAAAAGGCUUGAGCAAAAUCUACAGCCCGUUAAACCUACAUUGAAGAUAACUUAUCAGAUUUUUCAUAUUCUGACUGCACCAAUCGGAAAACUUCUAACGGAACCAAAAGUUCUGAUGGUUCUGAAGAAUAUUGGUACAUGUAUAGUUAAUGGAGUGAUGGAGAUUAUUUCGUAUUAUUUCCCUGCUCCAUUAAUGCCUUUAAUAGCGACUGCAGCAGGCAUGUUGAUACCUUUUGAACCCGUAGUGACGUUACGCCGAAGAAUGCCUGUCACCAGCUACAGAAGAGCUAUAAAAACAGCUGUAAACAGCUUUUUGGACACCUUCGGUUCAUAUAAAGUGCAUGAUUUUGAUGACGAUCCUUAUAUGACUAGACGGUUCAAUAGAAGAUUUUUAAACGGAGUAUCGGAAGAGAAGCGUAAACAGUAAAACUGUAUAAACAUUAC